Molecule: messenger RNA, 1632 nt
Organism: Acanthopagrus latus (yellowfin seabream)
Lineage: Eukaryota; Metazoa; Chordata; Actinopteri; Spariformes; Sparidae
Gene: gfi1aa
Product: growth factor independent 1A transcription repressor a
Exons: 7
Coding region: 227-1429 (400 amino acids)
Biological process (GO): regulation of transcription by RNA polymerase II
Cellular component (GO): nucleus
Molecular function (GO): RNA polymerase II cis-regulatory region sequence-specific DNA binding; DNA-binding transcription factor activity, RNA polymerase II-specific
Source: RefSeq, a predicted model, not a curated record
GUGCAUGUGAGGCUCUGUGGCGUGUGUCUCUGUCUGCAGCCUGAGACUGACACUCUGACGCUCAGAGCGAACGUGGACCGAGUUCGCGGCGGCGUGCGUCCUCAGAGCUGCUGGGAUACUGUGCCUGCUGUUGUUCCAAUCUGUCCGGAGAUAAAGUCAGAGUUACGUGCAGAGCAGAGAAGUGGAGUGGAGGAUUUCAGAGCCGAGAGAGAGCAAUAAAGACACCAUGCCGAGGUCCUUCCUGGUGAAGAGUAAACGGGCCCACAGCUACCACCAGCCCCGCUACCUGGACGAUGGAUACGGCAGACUGGACACUAUUCUGGCUCACGUGUGCGCAGAGACAAAAUCUCAGGCGGAGUUUGAGUCCACCUUGGAGCCGCAGGAGGAUGGAAACGCCGGCGCUGACAGGCUGUCCCCCGGGUCCAGGCUGCUGUCCCCGGGGUCGCUGUCCUCCAGCUCCCCGCUGAGCUGCGGAGGCAGCGUGUGUGAGCGCUCCUCCGACUGUGAUUUCUGGCGUCCCCCAUCUCCCUCCUCCUCACCAGAUUCGGAGAAAUGCUCCACUCCGGCAGCGGAGGACUCCCACCACUUCAACAUCCCGCUCUUCCCUUACUCCUGGACGGCCUACUCCGGCUCGGAUCUGAGGCGUCUGGCCCAGGGCCCGUACCAUCACCAGCUCCAGGGCCACAGGGAGCCUCACUCACCCGUCAGCAUCUACGGCGCAGAGGACGGCGGCGCAGAGCCUCUUUACGCGCAGCGGGGCCCGGCGUCCGGAUGCUACCAGGACUUCUCUGCAGCGACCCGUCAGAUCUGCAGGAUGCGGGACGGAGACGAGCUGUACCUGGAUGUGAAGCAGAACCCCCGCGGGGCGGAAAUCAAGUCUGAAAGUGACUUCAUGUGCUCCAACCUCGAGUCGAGUGGAUCGUAUAAGUGCAUUAAAUGUUGCAAGGUGUUCUCCACACCUCACGGGCUGGAGGUCCAUGUGCGGCGAUCGCACAGCGGGACGCGGCCGUUUGAGUGCGGGAUCUGCGGGAAAACCUUCGGACACGCAGUGAGCCUGGAUCAGCACAGAGCGGUGCACUCGCAGGAGAGGAGCUUCAGCUGCAAAAUCUGCGGCAAAAGCUUCAAGCGCUCCUCCACGCUGUCCACGCACCUGCUCAUCCACUCGGACACGCGGCCCUACCCGUGCCAGUACUGCGGGAAGAGGUUCCACCAGAAGUCAGACAUGAAGAAACACACGUUCAUCCACACAGGUGAGAAGCCGCACAAGUGCCAGGUGUGCGGGAAGGCCUUCAGCCAGAGCUCCAACCUCAUCACGCACAGCAGGAAACACACGGGCUUCAAACCGUUCGGCUGUGACCUCUGCGGGAAAGGCUUCCAGAGGAAAGUGGACCUGCGGAGGCACAAGGAGACGCAGCACGGACACAAAUGAGCUGAUCUCGAUGCCUCAGCGUGAAAUCCUGCACUUUUUUUUUGUUCCCCUUAAUUUAUGUACUGUACACAUGGAUGCUGGUGUUUUAUUUGUAUUCUCUUAUUUGUUGCAUUGGCCUUUAAUCGUCUCGUUGAAUGUAGUUCGUUAUUUAGCCUCAGACUUUCUGGUUGAUUUUAUGAUAAUAAAAGUUUAUUUAUGAAGUG